Molecule: messenger RNA, 368 nt
Organism: Zea mays
Lineage: Eukaryota; Viridiplantae; Streptophyta; Magnoliopsida; Poales; Poaceae
Exons: 2
Coding region: 1-291 (96 amino acids)
Source: RefSeq, a predicted model, not a curated record
AUGGGGGCAAGAAUCCCGCCGCCCACGCCCGCCCCCUCCGACAUCAACGCCAACGGCGGCUUCCUGUCGUACGGGAACAUGGAGAGCUACGCGAUGUGGGUGGCGACCGGUGUGGCGUCGGCCUUCUUCGCGUCCCUCGAGCGCUGCUCCUGCAUCCACCUCCACACCGUGGAGGACGACGGCGACGAGGAGGAGGAGGACCUCGAGGAGGCCCGCCGCUCCUUCUCCCGCCCGAUCUCUGAGUACUACUACGACCGGUGCGGCUCCUCCGCCUCCGUCGCCAAGAUGUGACCUGACCGGACCGCGCCUCCCUCUGCCCAAGAAUGCGUGGUGAUACGAUCCGUUUCUUGAUCUAUGAUGUGCUCUUG